UCAAAUUGUUAUUUAUUUUCCAGGGAUCGGCUUUUGCUCGCCUAAUUAGUCGCCUAUUGGCCUUUGAAACUUGAUAAGCUGAUUGAAGAACAAAAGGUAGCAGCAUCAUGGGAAAAAAGGGUAAAGGCAAAGGCAACAAGUUGGCCAAAAUGUCCGAGGAGGAGCGAGCCCGAUACCUCCAGAUGCGGGCCGACGCGGAGGAGGAGACGCGCCGCCGGAAAAUGCAGCUUAUUUCCAUGUACAUGAAGAACAAAUUGAAACGAGAGGAUGCCUUUGGGCGUCUCAACAUGGCCAAAAUCAAUCAGGAGUGGCGCAGUAUUCUGCGCCAGGUUAAGAUUCAAGAGCUUCGCCGGGAAAUCAUUGACGUUGAGUCCUUCUUUAAGGAGGCUCUUAAGCGGAAGGAUCAGGUUAUUCAUCGACUGAUUGCUCACAUAGAGUCCACCGAGGAUAUGUACUCCAAUCUCCAGCAAUCCCAUAUGGAGAAUAUUACCAAAAUCGUUGACACCCAUCGCAGGCGCAUCGAGUUCUUUCGGCAAAUCUACGAGGAUGACAAACAGGCGGUGCUUAGCGAGUGGGAGCAGGACUCCGCCAGCUUCAAGGAGAUGCACGCUCUGAAGCAACAACAACUUGAGUGCGUAUUCUACCAGUUGGAGGAGACCACUGACGGGGGAAUCCGGAACAACCACGAGCGUUUCUUGGACCGCUGCGAGGACCUUAAAAGUGGGAUGCAACUGCAGCUGGAGCAGAUCACCUCCAGGGGCGAGGCCAAACUGGAGAAGCUGUGGCAGGAGUAUCAAUCCGUACUCGGUGGCUACUGUCAACACAUCGAGGGCUUCUACGCCGAGUACGUUGACCUAAAGCAGCGGGACGAGGAGGCGGCUCUUCAGAUUAGCCAGCAGACGUACGAGAUUGAGCAUUUGGUGGACCAAUUGGCCAAUUUGCGUCUGGUUUCCGAGGAGUUUUACGUAAAGCAGCAGGGCCAGCUAGAGCAGCGACAGGCUAUCAAAACACAGUUGACCGAGCGACUACGUGAGCUACGAUCGUGCGUGGAGGACGAGAUGUCCAGGGAUCACCAGUCCUUCAAGCUAUUGUCCGUGGAGAGCUACAACGCGCUUGAGAAGCUCCAGGAAAUUACCGGAAAGGGGGAAACUCUAGUCCAGUUGUCGGCAGUGUGUUCUAAGAUGGAAACCCAGCGGGAAAAGAUGUUUCAACUGCCAGAGAUUUCCAAGGAAAUCAUCGAGAUUCGCGAGGUGGUAGAGGCCGGAGCAACACCGGAUCCAGCCACAGAUCUUUUAAAGGAUGAGGUGGCUCUGGUGCCCCAAAUGGAGACGUUCUGGCGCCGGGUGAACAACGUCGCCGUCGAUGUGGCCGUUUUGAAGCAGCAGAAGCGACGCUUGGAGGCGGAGAACAGCCAGCUGAAGGCGCAGCUGCAGGACUACCUGGUUAACUUGAACAUAGCCAACGGUUCCAACAGCCAUGUCCAUCAGUAUCUGGCCCGUCGUCCCAAGAGCAUGUCAGUGGAUCGGGUUUCGCGACUAAACCUGCAGCCCAAGCAGGUCAAGAGCGCCUUGCCCCAUGCUCGCCGUCCGCAGGCUGCGAUUCCGGCACCUUUCCACUUGCCCCUUGGCAGGAGUCGUGUUGCUGCCUUUGAGGCCAACUUCUCAAAUGUAGUGCGCUCCAGGAAUUUGCCCAAGAAUAUGGCCAGGAUUGAAUGA
Molecule: messenger RNA, 1715 nt
Organism: Drosophila bipectinata
Lineage: Eukaryota; Metazoa; Arthropoda; Insecta; Diptera; Drosophilidae
Product: dynein regulatory complex subunit 2
Biological process (GO): regulation of cilium movement; cilium-dependent cell motility; axonemal dynein complex assembly
Cellular component (GO): axonemal dynein complex; axoneme
Source: RefSeq, a predicted model, not a curated record